Aspergillus steynii IBT 23096 is the source of this 447-nucleotide messenger RNA. RefSeq lists its product as uncharacterized. The coding region runs from base 1 to 447 and encodes 148 amino acids. The transcript has 3 exons. The record is from RefSeq and is a predicted model, not a curated record. NCBI's taxonomy places the organism in Eukaryota, Fungi, Ascomycota, Eurotiomycetes, Eurotiales, Aspergillaceae.
AUGGCCGAGCCAUCAAUGCCGGCACUUCCCCUGCCCGCGCCGUCGGCGGCACCGUCACCGACUUACACCCGGCAUGAUGCACUCAUGCUCAACUUCCUAAACCCCGUUUACUGGGUAUUUUUGGCGCUUGUGCUCUAUACCAUAGGGCUGUCGAUUUACAGACACCAUGCCCGCCAAAGCCUGUUGCCAAUCACGUAUAAGGCAGCAAGUCCGGAGGAGUUGAUAAGCCAUGGAGGCAAGAAGAGGGCUCCCUCCCAGGGACUUUUCAAGGCUCUGGGAGCCAUCAUUGUAAGAGCGGCGUCCGCCAUAUGGUGGUGUCUACGCGCUUGCGUAGGCAGGAGUCUUCGGUACAUCAAAAUGGGGCGAGUAAGGACAAGGCCACGCGAAGUGGCAGAUUUGACGGCGGAGGAGCUUUACAAUAGCGGACAGGCAUGGGCGGAAGAGUAG